Messenger RNA from Triplophysa rosa, 1868 nucleotides. It is a transcript of the gene mettl25, whose product is annotated as methyltransferase like 25. Bases 9 to 1760 code for a protein of 583 amino acids. The record is from RefSeq and is a predicted model, not a curated record. The transcript is spliced from 12 exons. Lineage: Eukaryota; Metazoa; Chordata; Actinopteri; Cypriniformes; Nemacheilidae.
UGUAAGCAAUGGCGUUUAACAGUCUUCCCAUCGACACGUUAAAGAAGAAAAUAGAUGAAGCCGUCCGCUUUCUUUCCAUAUCUUUAAGCAUCGCGAAUGCGCACACUGUGGACUUUUACACGCGUGAUGUUUGGAGCACGUUCAUAUCAGCGAGUCCGGAUGAAGUUCUGUCUGCUAUUAAUUCCAGUGACCGCACGGGGGCGGCAGAGGAAAAGAAAAACACUACAUUUGGUUUCUGCAAUACAACAAAGAAGUUGGUAGAUGUGUCAGCCAUCCUGAGGGCAGCCAAAGCACACAGCCUCUCGGGUCUGGAGGUCUGCAUACAGCUUGAGGAACUGAUGCAUGAUCUGAAACUGAUGACUGGAGACAUUGUAGCAGGAGAGAGAUUGGACAGAUGUGUUGUACCUGGUGAGUUUAUGAAUUGUAAGAAGGCCCAUGAGGUACGGGCAAUGUCAGAGGUCGUGAAUGGUUUGGCCAAAUGUUGCAAAGUGAAACAGGUGAUAGAUGUUGGUUCGGGUAAGGGGUACCUGUGCUCCUUUCUGUCCGUGCAGUUUAACCUGCAGGUGUUUGGAAUCGACUCCUCCAGCACCAACACGCAUGGAGCUCAGGAGAGAAACCGAAAGCUGAAGAAAUUUUCCAAAGCCUAUAAAAAACGCAGCAGAGCCACGAGAAGCCAAGAAGCUCAACCUUCAAAUGAUGGAGAUGAUAGGACUGAAAAACACAGUAACAAUGAUCAAGAAGUCGGGUCCACUAACUGUAGUACUCCGGUUGAGUCUUGUGCUUCUCAAGACCAGGUCACCACUGAUGUAUCUUCUAAAAAAGCCAUAGAAUGUACAGCCGACCCGAACGAUUGUGAGGCAGGAGACGGCUUCUUUAAUAUGCUGUCCCUGGCUGUCGUAGAGGACAACUCGCCUCGUGUUCAUCCCAGCCAGCUGAGCGAGGAGGAGAAAGAAAGGAGAAAGAGGGAGAAUCUGGAGAGGAAGACUCGUGAAGGACUGAGCAAUGGCAGCGACGACAACCUCUUUUCACCUCUGACCUCGUAUGUCACUGCAGAAACUGAACUCAAGACACUUAUCACAAAGCUGGAGGAUGCCGUUCUGGUUGGCUUGCACACGUGUGGAGAUUUGGCUCCCAGCACCCUGAGGAUGUUCAGGGCCAAGCAGGAGCUGCGAGCGGUUUGCAGUGUGGGCUGUUGCUACCAUCUGCUCUCUGAAGAGUUUCAUCCGGAUCGACAAGAGUGUGCAGAUGGUGUGUGUGGUUUCCCCAUGAGUCAGUUUCUGAAGGACCAGGCUUGUUUCUGUGGUCGAAAUGCCAGGAUGUCUGCAUGUCUCGCUCUGGAGAGGGUUUCUGCUGGAGGAGGGCUGCCGAUGGAGUCGCUGUUUUUUAGGGCGGUUCUUCAUGUGAUUUUACGGGAUCACUAUGAUUCCUUUAAAAGUGAGAAGCGGGUUGGGAAUGUGUACUCUAAAACAACUUCGUUUGUGGACUACGUCAGGCGAGCACUCAAGAAACUGGUUCUGGAUGAUUCUAAACUACCAGACGAUGUCAUUCAGAACUAUCAUGAGCGCUACAGCCACAGGAUGAAUGAGAUGAUUGCUUUUAACAUGUUAAAAGUAACUUUGGCUCCAUGUAUAGAGGGUCUCAUUCUCCUGGACCGGCUUUACUACUUGAAGGAGCAGGAGAAUGUUUCUCAUUCUGCGCUGGUUCAGCUCUUUGAUCCGCUUCAGUCACCUAGAUGUUAUGCGAUUGUUGGUAUAAAGUAGACCAAAGCUGUUAUGCCUUCCAUCCAUCCAGUGUUCUUUGUAUUUAAUUUAAUAAAAUAAUACAUUUUAGUUAUCGUUAAUAUUAGCAUUUCAAAUAAACAUUUUAAA